Molecule: messenger RNA, 5741 nt
Organism: Peromyscus maniculatus bairdii (prairie deer mouse)
Lineage: Eukaryota; Metazoa; Chordata; Mammalia; Rodentia; Cricetidae
Product: kinesin-like protein KIF28
Biological process (GO): microtubule-based movement
Molecular function (GO): microtubule binding; microtubule motor activity; ATP binding
Source: RefSeq, a predicted model, not a curated record
AUGUUUUCGUGUGAAGUGCAGCAGUGUGUUUUGUAUGUUAUUUUUCUACCAAAUAGCAUUAUGGAAAAUGAGGGAACGGGGGAGGAGAUGCCUGAGCCGAGGAGCGCGGACAGCGUGAGGGUGGCGGUCCGGGUGCGGCCUUUCAGCCAGAGAGAGAAGAACUCUGGAAGGCGCUGUGUGGUUUCCAUGCAUUCCCAAAGCACCACCAUCCAAGACCCUAAAAAUGGAGAGCAUUUGAAGACCUUCACCUUUGACCUGGCAUAUUGGUCUCACGACGGAUAUCAAAAGGACAAAGACGGCAUCCUUAUUCCAUCUAAUCCAAAUAGUAAAUUCGCAGGCCAGAUCCACGUCUUCCAUGAUAUCGGAAGAGGAAUUCUAGACAGUGCCUGGCGAGGCUACAAUGCUACUCUCCUGGCCUAUGGCCAGACUGGCUCUGGGAAAAGCUACUCCAUGAUUGGCUUUGGCACAAACAAGGGUAUUAUUCCAAGAGUGUGUGAAGAGCUCUUCCAAGCUAUUAAGACGCAAAAAGAAAACAUAGAACUCCAGGUCAUGUUUAGCAUGCUGGAAAUCUACAAUGAACAGAUAAGAGAUUUGCUAUCUAGAACCAAGACUCCCGGAGGGUUGAAAGUCAGGGAAGAUCCACAGCUGGGCUUUUUUGUGGAAGGUCUGAAGUGGGUGCCUUGUGAGAAUUACGCACAGAUUGAAAAGCUGAUGGAGCAGGGAUCAAAAAUCAGGAUGACAGCUUCGACCAGCAUGAAUGCCAGCAGCAGCCGGUCCCACAUGGUCAUCACCAUCCAGUUCAAGCAGAUUUUCCUGGACACAGCCCUCACCAAGCAAUCCAGCAUCAACAUGGUGGACUUGGCAGGAAGUGAGAGGCAGAAAUCAUCAGGCGCUGAAGGAGACCGGCUGAGGGAAGGAUCGAGGGUCAAUUUAAGCCUCACCAGUUUAGGAAACGUCAUCAGUGCUCUGGCUGACUCCGCCAUGGGGAAGAAAGUUCUGCAUAUUCCCUACAGAGAUUCGGUUCUGACCAAACUGCUCCAGUCGGCUCUGGGCGGGAACAGCCGGACAACACUGAUUGCCGCCAUAAGCCCAGCUGAUAUCUGCUAUGAGGAGACCUUGUCGACACUGAGAUACGCCGAGAGGACUAAAAAGGUUCAGAACAAAGCUGUGAUCAACACCUGCGCGCUGGGGAAAGCAUCCAGGACGGAGAACAAGUCCCUGCUCGGAUUCGGGGGCACUGGAGCGGCAGAACACUCAGCUGGUUCCCUGGCAGAAUGGCAGCUGGGGAUUCGGGGGACCUGGGCCCACCUGCUGGAGCAGGCGCGGAAGGAAUGGGAGGAGCAGUAUGCGGCUCUCACGAAGGAGCAGCAGAUGAUAAAGGCUCUCCCACACCUUCUCAACGUCAAUGAGGACCCGCAGCUCACAGGGGUCCUCAAGUUCUUCAUCCACAAAGGCUCCUGUGAUGUUGGUCGGGCAGCUUCCAAUGCUAUUCGUCUUCAAGGCCUGGGAAUUUCGGAUAGACAUGCUUCCUUCGUGAACCUGGAUGGUCAAGUGUCAGUCGCUCCACACGGCAAGUGCAAGGUUGUUGUUAAUGGGGUACCUGUCACCAACAGGACAAAGCUGCAGCAUCUGGACCGCAUCAUCUUGGGAUCCAACAGUGCCUUCCUCUACAUCGGGUUUCCCUCGGAGCGAGGUGGUGAAGACUGGAGCAGAUUCGACUACGACUUUUUCCAGCUGGAGCGGGCAGCCGCCGAGGGAGUGAGUGUGGACAUGCUUGGUACUGGGAGCCCUGGAGAUGGCCAAGCCGAGCCCAGUGUCUUAGCUGUGUUCCAGGACUACAUCAAACUCAUGCCGCUGGUUGUGGAAGCAAACCAGAUGAGUGAGGAGCUAGAGAAGGGGCUCAAAAUGGAAUUGAAGGUGAAGAAUUUGGCAUCGUCAGAUUCCAGGGGCUACGACCUCCAGAAAGAGGUCAUGGUGAAGGUGACCAAGCCGAGGACUCACGAGGUAUGGAUUUGGUCAAAGGCCAAGUUUAUCAAUCGGAAAUUCCUGAUGGAGGAACUUUACCAGCGCUUUCUAGAGAGGGAAGCCAGCCAGGUGGCUCAGGAAGACGACCCUUUCUGGGACCCUGUGGAGGUUGUCCACUUGGGCUCGGCACACGUCUGGCUGCAGUCCUUGGCUUACUGCAUGAUGCUGGAGGAGCAGGUGGAGGUUCUGAACUGUGACGGGCUGCAGGAAUCAGUGCUGCACAUCCGCAUCACGCCCUGCUCCCCGGAGGGAUGGGCACACGGUGAGGAGGACAUGGUUAUUGACCCGCUGGAGCUACUGGGCAAGAGGAUUGACUUCCAGAUUCACAUCGUCGGGUGUCUUGGUGUCAAAUGGCUAAAGGAAGAUGCAAACCGGGGCAUUCAGAUGGGGUACAAAAUUUAUGACCUCCCAAACACUCUGUAUACCAAGCCUGUGUGGACAAAGAGUGUGAAUCCCCGAAUUGAAGAGACUGUCCACAUCGUGGCCUUGAGCGCAUCUCGAGAGUUUCUGGACUACUUACUGACGAAUGCGCUUAUCGUUGAUUUGUGGGGCCUCCAAGAAGGCUGUGCCGAGUUAGGGGUCUCUCAACUGGACAUCCUGCUCCCAGGUGAAGGCCACGUCAUGGUAGAUACCAAGAAAUUGUCCAGUGUGAAGAAUGUGAACCAGAUCGUGUCAAACCAGGUGCCAGAAAUUUAUCAGACACUGCUCAAGUUAGAGCAGGAGACGGAGCUGCUCAGAGAUGUUAACAGAGCCCUCAGAGAAGAAAACGUGUCUCUCAAGGCAUCACUGGAAAAAACUGGUUCUGCUCAGCAGGGUGAGAGACGAUACCACUGUGCCCAGAGGCCAGAUGACCCAAAGAGAGCUGGGGUGAGGGCACAGCUGCCUGCAGCCAGAGAGGCUACACAAAUGUGUGCUCAGCAAGCCAGCCGUGAUGCACAGCUGGCCAGAGCUCUGAAGGUGUUCUAUCAAGGCAUGAGCGUGGCCAGAGGACAGCUCCUCAGACUGAGGCAGUGCAGUCCUCCCGAAGAUGAUGAAAUGCUUCGACCUUUUGUGCACCAACAGUCACUGAUGCUCAAAGAUUUGGAAGACCUGCUUGAAUCCAGCUUACAGAAGCUGAAAAAUGAUGUUGCUGCCAUAGUGAAGAAGAAGAAGAAAGAGUAUCUACUGCAUACCCAACAGUGAAGAUGAGCAUGCUGAAACAUGCUCUGAGUUAAUGACUUCAUUGACUCACAUAACUGCAUCUACCAUUUUUAGGUAAAAUGCUUCCACUUGCCUCUUUUCUGAUAAGGCCUUGCUAUGUGGACCAAACUGGCCUUAUCUUGCCUCUGUAUCCCCAGACCCACACUGAGCCUUAAAUGGAUUUAAAAAUCUAUAAAAAAAAAUUAACAUGUAUACAGGAUGGUGAGGGGAGAUGUCUAUGGUGAAGGUCAGAACCUGGAACUCUGGAUUUGAUUGCUCACAUUCUACCCUUCUACAUUGUACAGUGUGGGGCAACUCACUGACCUCCCUUUACUCAUCGGUUAUCUGGGAUGGUUAAUGCUUACCACCUUCCUGGCAGAAUGCCUGGCAGAGAGUAUGCUCAGUAACAAGUACCAUCAGUGCUUUCCUGGGAAAUAGUUCACAUUCCUUUCCUUUUUCCUUUUUAAAAAAGAACAAUUUUGUUGUGUGUGUAUGUAUGUCUGUAUCUCUGUAUAUGUGUGCGGUACCUUUUUAGGCCAGAAGAGGGAGUUGGGUCAUCUGGAGCUAGAACUAGCGGCAGCCGUCAACCCACCUUGGUUGCUGGGCGCUGAUCUUGGGUCCUCUGGGAGACCUGCACAUGCUGUUAGGCUCUGAGCCAUUUCUCCAGUCUGUUCACUUGUUAUUUUUUGAGACAGAGUCUCACUCUUAACCCAGGCUGCCCUCGAACUCUUAGUGGUCCCUUCUGCUAUGAUCUCAGGUGUGAGCCAACAUGCCUGGCUUUUGCAUUCCACACUGUAAAUAACACCUGCCUGAUUAGUUGAUUUUGUUUCUUUUUGUUGUCAGAAAUAGACAAUAGUUAGUUCACGUUUUUUUAUUUUGUACCCUUGCUCUUGAACAAGUCCACCCAUGCACGAGUUUUCCCCUACUCAUUUCUAUUCAUAUGCUUAUUUGAAAUACAUUCAAUGGGCUCAGCCGCAGUAGUGACGUACUGUAGGAUCUCUGUGGUGCAGAGCUGAAUGUCAGCCAACUCCUUUCAGGAGACAGUCCAUCCUGCAGCGGAUAUUGGUCCCACAAAUGGUUGGUGAGUCUCAGGGACUUACAGACACUAAUACUCUAGGAAGAGUCUAUAAGAAAAUCUUUUAUGGCCAGGGAAACAUCUAGUAACAAAGCCACAAGAAUAGUGACCCUUGGGGCUGGAGAGGUGACUCAGAGGUUUAGAACACUGGCUGCUCUUCCAAAAGAUGCAGGUUCAAUUCCCAACACCCACGUAGCAGCUCACAACUGUCUGUAACUCAAGUUAUAGGAGAUCCAACAACUUUACACAGACAUACAGGCAGGCAAAAAGUACAUAAAAUUUUAAAAAGUUUAAAAAAAUAACAGUGAAGGUUAACACACAUUUACCAGGCGCCAGACUGCAAUCUUAAUUCCAAACAUUUGUUAACUUGUUCAAGUCUCAUGAUAAUUUAUCACUUAAUGUAUGCAGUACUUCCACAAAGGUUCCUCAAAACAACAAAAACAGAAUUAUCUUAUGAUCAAGCAAUCCCAUUACUGUGUGUAUACUCAAAAGAACUGAAAUCAACACGUUGAAAGCUAGCCAUACUCCAUGUCCACUGCAGCAAUAUUCUCAAGCUGAGGUAAGGCUUAAGUGUCCACCUAUGCAUGACCAGCUUUUUAAAUAUGACUUAUGUAUACAAGGGAAUACCACUCAACCUUAAGAGAAACAGGAUUGUUUAACUAAAUUGACAUGGCACCAAACCGCCUUCUAAAUAUUCAUAUUUAUACCUUUGUACAAAUGACAAUCAUCAUCAGAGAAGCUUCUCUUAGCAAUGAAUGGCUGUGAAUGCAGAGAAUCAUGGCUGGUCAAGGUACUGAUGAUAAGUGACAAUUAAAUGCUCAUCCCUAGACAGAACAUUUAUACCACCCCCUCUAAAGCUCAGAGAACACAGUGGAAGAGGGUGCUGAAAGAAUGUAAGAGUCGGAAGAGAGGAAAAUGACAGUGGAAUGCUUUGUUCUGGGCACGGCAUAGCAUCACAACCAUGAUCACCAGGCUGCAGCUGCCUGCCCUGGGCCUGUCACCUGGCAGUCACAGAUUGGGUGGGGGCUCGUCGGGCCCUGCCAUUCCCUGCUGAGCUGUUGACUGUGACAGAACUGGGGGCCAGUCUCUGUCUUCAGUUGUGUACUCACUGAUAAGCCCACUGGGCUCCAAUGGAUAGCUCCAAACCAUGGGUGCCCAGAGAGCCACGGUCAAACUCAGUGGGUAACAGAACAGAGUCAUGAGUGUUGGGAAGUGGUCUGUAGGGUUGCCAGGGGUUAAAGGGUGAUCAGAGAGGGUGAGGUGAGAGAAACCGGGAUGUAUUAUAUCCAUGUAUGAAAUUGUCAAAGAACAAAUAAAAGUUCUCUUUAAAAGCAGGGAAUUCUAAUCUGUGACAACACGGGUGAGCUUAGAGGUCACUGUGUUAAGUGAAUAAUCAAACUACACAGAGAGAUGCUGUGGAUUAAUCCUUCUGUACGCUGUGAAUAUGUAUUACUCUCAUUGG